UAGAAGCUGUGAAGAGAAGAAAAGUCUACCAUCAUCCUUCCAUAUCUGACGCGCCGCGUUCAACUCCACCUCUAUAUAAUAAUAGUAGCGGCGAAGAGCGAUUCCCAUUCCACUGUCAGCAGCUGCUAGCUACUCUGGUACGAUCAUCCUCUGCUACGUUGACGAGGAUGGCCGCACGCCUCGCGCUGGUGGCGGCGCUCCUGUGCGCCGGUGCCACGGCCGCCGCGGCGCAGCAGGCGAGCAACGUCCGGGCGACGUACCACUACUACAGCCCGGCUCAGAACGGCUGGGACCUGGGCGCCGUGAGCGCCUACUGCUCCACCUGGGACGCCGGCAAGCCGUUCUCGUGGCGGUCCAAGUACGGCUGGACGGCGUUCUGCGGCCCCGCCGGCCCCCGCGGCCAGGCGUCGUGCGGGCGGUGCAUCCGGGUGACCAACACGGGCACGGGGGCGCAGAUCACAGCGAGGAUCGUGGACCAGUGCGCCAACGGCGGGCUGGACCUCGACUGGGACACGGUGUUCGUCAAGAUCGACACCGACGGCAUGGGGUACCAGAGGGGCCACCUCAUCGUCAACUACCAGUUCGUCGACUGCGGCGACAACCACAUCAACUUCCAUGGAAAGAACGAGACGCUCCCAGCCAGCAUUCAUGCUGUUGAGUAAUUAAAAGCUACUGUACGUAGUAGCACAUGCAUGAUGCUCAGAUGCCGCAUUGUUGCGCUGUACGCACACAUGUAUGCAUGCAUGGCACGGAUCAAGUGGAAUAAAUCAAACGGGAAGUGGAAUAAAUUUCAUGUAUGGAUCGUAUGAUUGUAACAGCGGGAAGUGGAAUAAAUUUCAGAAGUUGGCAGAAA
Messenger RNA from Triticum aestivum (bread wheat), 853 nucleotides. Its product is annotated as barwin. NCBI's taxonomy places the organism in Eukaryota, Viridiplantae, Streptophyta, Magnoliopsida, Poales, Poaceae. Gene Ontology annotation, biological process: defense response to bacterium; defense response to fungus. Bases 168 to 662 code for a protein of 164 amino acids. The transcript has a single exon. Gene Ontology annotation, molecular function: RNA nuclease activity. The record is from RefSeq and is a predicted model, not a curated record.